UUCGAGGAGGAGGGCGACUAGCCACAGAUGGGCUUGAGGAUAGUCACUCGGGCCAUGGACGUCUUCUCAAGAAUGCAGGCUAGAGGUAGAAGGCAGCAAGAGGAAGAGUGCAGAAGAAUGGUAGCGGAGGCGGAGGAGGAGCUGGCAAACGAGCCAGUUGCAGAACUAUAUUGGCAGUGCAGGCGGAACAAAUGGCUGCAAAGGUUGGAGGAUCUCCAAAUGGAACAACAGGUUGUGUGGGCCAAAAGGGCACAGGAAAAGGGCGUGCGGACAACGGAUCGGUUAACUAAGGAAACUUUUCAGCGCUUAUGCCCUCCGAGACAACACUCGUUAAUGAGGGAACUGCAACAUCUGUUCCAUGCAGAGGCGCCGCUGGCAACGGAUUCAACAACAAUUGGAGAGUAUGCUUUCACUCACUUCAAGGAUAUCCUAACUUCGCGGCGCCAACCAGACAUCUCUCUGCAGCAACUGCGGGAGGAGCAGGAAAUGUGGCGGCACACACACACUCAGCUGGGUCAGGAAGCCGCAGAUGCUCUCGAGCAACCAUUCACUGCAGAAGAACUUCAACAGGCUGUCCAAUGCAUGGCCAGGGGCAAAAGCCCGGGCUCAGAUGGACUGCCAGUCCAUUUUUAUGAGGCGACAUGGGAGCACAUCGGGCCAGACCUCUUGAAGUUAUAUAAUCGGGUCCCUGACGGUGACAUCCUAACGGAGGAUAUGAAACUGGGCAUCAUUACGCUGAUCUAUAAAAAGGAUGAUAAGUCAAAUAUCUGGAACUGGAGACCGAUCUCGAGGCUCAAUGUGUCCUAUAAGAUUCUGGCGAAGGCGCUGUCUAGAAGGCUUGCCCCGUACCUGCCGAAGCUUGUGCACACAGACCAGGGUGCUUUCAUUCAAGGUAGAUCAAGUGAGGAGAACAUCUUGAUGGUGGUGGGAGCGCUUAAGAUAUUGGACUCACAAGGCAGACCGUUUGCUGCGUCAACAGCCACCGGCAAUUUUGGACGGAGAUGGGUUGAGCGUGGAGUGGUCAAAUUGGCGGACCUCUGGUGCAUUGAGGAAGGGGACUGGAAGACAGAGCAGCAGCUCAGAACGAGGUUGGGGGGCCUGCAGCUUGUCCAAGUCAGGAGUCAACAAAUCCAAGCAGCAAUUCCCCCUGAGUGGAAGCAGUUGCUGCAAGCACCCAAGCUGUUAGUUGGGAAGUGGUAUCGUAGUGAGCAACCUGUGGAUUUGACAGCAGUCUACUACGUAACACAGCAAUUGGAUGAGGACACGUGGCAGGCACAAGCUUGGACACCUCAGCAAGAGCUCAUGGGUACCAACGAGCUGCAGCUGUUGGGAGAGGUAGCCUUAGAUGGGAGACAAGAGCUGCAACAGAUACGAGUGUAUCGAUUCACGAAGCAAGGAGUCACUUGCUGUGAACUUCUCCUCAAUGGCCUCCCCCUCAGAAACUUGCGUAUUGACCCCUUGGCAUGGUCAUGGGAAACGCAGUCAGGUAUCAGAAGGUUUCUGCAAAGGUCCACGAGGAGACGUUAGCUCAUCUGUUCUGGGAAUGUCCAGCCUCCAAGCGGGUCUGGCAAUGGUGGGAGAGACACUGGCAUUGGUUUGUGGGUACACUGCUAAACUGGUAUGAGGCCUGGGUAAUCUACGGCGCCAUACCAGUAACAUGGUUCAAGCGCACGGGGAGGGGAUAUGUGGCGCAGGUUAUCCGGGCCAUCAUCAUUUGGGUCCUCUGAACAAGAUCAUCUUCGAGGAGCAGUGGUCCAGUGACUCAACGCUUAUCAAAGGGAUAAAGUCCUGGAUUUGUA
This is a messenger RNA of Chara braunii, 1799 nucleotides long. The record is from the annotation of a GenBank genome assembly. Lineage: Eukaryota; Viridiplantae; Streptophyta; Charophyceae; Charales; Characeae.